AUGUUGAAAACAAAUUUAGUAAUAUUAAUUUCAAUUGUCGUUCUUUUGCAACAUACAAUAUGUCUCCAAAGUACGCCAAUGAAUCACAAUCCUCCAGGAAACGAAGAGGAAGAAACUAUUCUUCAACACAAAAUACAUCAUCAUGAUUGGAAACGUAUUGAAAUAAUGGAUCCUGUAGGGCUUUACACGUUAGAAUGGUGGGUAAAGUCAAAGGAAAUAUUUUUUCGUGCAACUGUCAACACACAAGGGUUUAUUGGAUUAGGAUUUUCUAAAAAGUCUGGUUUAAUGGCCGGAUCAGAUUUAGUUUUAUUAUGGGUGGAUGAUCGUACUGGUAAGCCAAAUAUAUUGGAUUGCCAUGGAGAUUUAACAUCAAAUAGUGCCGCUCCUAUACAGGAUGAUACUCAGAACUAUAACAUUAUUGACGGUUUUCAAAAUUCAACACAUACACAAAUUGAAUUUUCUCGUUCUUUAGAAACAUGUGAUCCACAUGAUUUACCUAUUGGAAGUGAAACUUUAAAGGUUUUAUGGUCUUUUGGUAAAACAGAUCCAAUUCAUGGAAAUUUAAAUAGCCAUGGCCACAAUCGUGGUGUAAAAUCGCUUUUUUUAUUGGGACCAUUAUUCAAAAGACCAUCUCCUCCCUUAUUAGACUUUUUUGACAUAAAGCAAUGGGAUGUCACGGUAAAAAAUGUUGCUGUAGAAAACAAUGUAAAUUCUUUAUACUGGUGCAAAAUAAUAAGUGCUCCACCCUUAAAUGAAAAACAUCACAUAAUUGGAUACGAGCCGCUGCUAACCAAAGAAAUUAAUACAAAAAAACCGCUUGUUCAUCAUAUGAUUUUAUUUGAAUGCUCUACGUCAUCAUAUUCUAAUUCGAAUUCGGCUUCUUGGGAUGUUUGGGUCAAAAGUAAUGGGUCAGUUUGUAACAGUAAUUUAGUAACACCACGCGAUUGGGAUUCAUGUAUAACGCCGGUUGCUGUUUGGUCAAUUGGCUCUACAGGUCAAUUUUUACCAAGCCAUGUUGGUAUUCCAAUAGGUGGUGGAUCUCAUAGUGCUAAAUACUAUAUGCUUGAAGUACACUAUGAUAACAUUUAUUCCAGAAAACUUUUUGAUAAUUCCGGUUUUCGUAUUCAUUAUACAAAAAAUUUAAGACAAAACGAUGCUGGCAUCAUGAUUUCUGGCAUAUCAGCUUCCGAUACUCUUAUAAUCCCACCAGGACAAAAACUUUAUCGCAAUGUUGGUAUAUGCGCACCAACAUGUACAAGUGCUUUAUUUCCAAAAUCAGGUAUUAAAAUUAUAUCGGGAGCCCUACAUUCACAUUCUGCCGGCAGAAAACUAAAACUAAGGCAUAUUCGAGAUGGGAAAGAAUUAGAAAGAAUUAUUGAAGACGACAACUACGAUUACAAUUAUCAACAAGUUCGACAAUUAGAAAAUGAAACAACUAUAUUACCUGGUGAUUAUAUUAUUACUGAUUGUGCCUACGAGACAAUCGAACGUAAGCGACCUACAUUUGGAGGUUUCUCAAUGAAACAAGAAAUAUGUCGUUCAUUUUUAACUUAUUAUCCUAAAAUUGAUUUAGCGGGUUGUUACAGUAUGACACCGGUCCAAGAAUUUUUUGCUACCUUUGGAGUCUAUAAAUUUCGUUCUUUAAAUAUGACUGAUGUUGAAAACCUUUUUCUAUAUAAUGGAAAUAUUUUAGAUUUGUUGCCUAGUAAAGUAUAUGAAACUGAUACUUUUAACAAUACAGUUAGUGAUGUAAAAGAAAAAGCUGACGAAUAUUACCAACAAUCCCUUUUAAAUAAAUUAAUAAUAUCAGAUCCAGUUGAAUUUCAUGACAGAACAUUUAUGAAUCAUUUAAUGAUUUUACCAUGGUCAGAACAGUUAUUUACCCGAAGAGUAGAACAAAAUAUAAUUAAUGGAAAGCAUAUGACAUUUUGUAAAAUUUCUAAUGAAUCAGCUUCAAUACCAUCUGAAAUCAUUUGUUAUCCAAAAUAUACACCGUACAUAAAAUUAUCUAGUACAUGUCCAUAUCAUCAGCUACUAUUAGAAAGUAGUACUUUGACAGCGACGGCGAUUUCAAUAAAUUGUGUAACUGAAAAAAUUUUACUAGUCUUAAUAAGUUUAACAUUAAUAUCAGUAAAUUUUAAUUCUGAAAUUUUUCUUAGUCAUAUAAUUUAA
Messenger RNA from Condylostylus longicornis, 2172 nucleotides. RefSeq names its product MOXD1 homolog 1. Gene Ontology annotation, cellular component: secretory granule membrane. Gene Ontology annotation, molecular function: dopamine beta-monooxygenase activity; copper ion binding. The coding region runs from base 1 to 2172 and encodes 723 amino acids. The transcript has a single exon. Gene Ontology annotation, biological process: dopamine catabolic process; norepinephrine biosynthetic process; octopamine biosynthetic process. The record is from RefSeq and is a predicted model, not a curated record. Lineage: Eukaryota; Metazoa; Arthropoda; Insecta; Diptera; Dolichopodidae.